GCACAUGCGCAGGGCGUUUCUUUGCCGGAAGUGACGAUUUUUAAAAUGGCGUCCUCCACUAGCCGGCUGGCUACAUGCUGUCUGACACCAUUUGUUGUUUCUCGAAUAAACUAUGGUCGUAUACAGGCGGUGUCCGUCCGACGUGUGGCGCUUUGGGUGGCGGCUUCGCCCGCAUAUCGAGGAAGGUUUGCUGCUAAUUUGAGUUUGUGGAGACACAAAAAAACGGUGACAUUGAACAGACUGGCAGUGUCCAAGCGUCCCCAUGUCAUCGCUGACCGAUGUUUCCACUCCAGCAGAAGAUGUUCAGACAAGCAAGACUUCUAUGAGGUGCUGGGACUCACCCGCACAGCCUCACAAAAGGAAAUCAAGAAGGCAUAUUAUCAGUUGGCGAAGAAGUAUCACCCAGACACCAACCCAGAUGACCCUGAGGCCAAAGAAAAGUUUGCCAAGCUGGCUGAAGCCUAUGAUGUGCUGAGUGAUGAGCUGAAGAGGAAGCAGUAUGAUACAUACGGCUCGGCGGGCUUUGACCCAAGCCGUACAAACCAGCAGCAGCAGUACAGAGCUGGCAGCGCCACUUUAGACCCAGAGGAGCUCUUCAGGAAGAUCUUUGGGGAUUUCACAAGCGGCUUCAGAGAUGUCAACAGCAUGUUUGAACAAAGGCCUGAGUUUAUGAUGGAGCUGACGUUUGCUGAAGCGGCCAAAGGUGUCAACAAGCAGCUGUCUGUGAACAUGGAAGACGACUGCCCGAGGUGCGACGGAAAGGGCAACGAACCCGGAACCAAAGUGUCUCACUGUCACUACUGCAACGGCACCGGCACGGAGUCGCUGCACACAGGCCCUUUCAUGAUGCGCAGCACGUGUCGGCGCUGCAGUGGCAAAGGCACCAUCGUAAUCACACCCUGCGUUCUGUGCCGGGGCUCGGGUCAGGCCAAGAAGAGGCAAACUGUUACGGUGCCAGUUCCUGCUGGGGUGGACAACGGGCAGACUGUGCGCAUGUCCGUUGGUAAAAAGGAAAUCCUCAUUACUUUUCGGGUCCAGAGGAGCCCUGUGUUCAGGCGGAAUGGAACCGACAUUCACUCAGACGUGAUGAUCUCUGUGACUCAAGCCAUCCUGGGGGGCACAGCCACCACCCAAGGCCUCUAUGAAACCAUCAGUAUACUAGUUCCGGCUGGCUGCCAAGCGGGUCAGGUGAUCCGGCUGCAGGGGAAAGGCAUUCGGAGGAUGAACAGUUACAGCUACGGUGAUCACUACGCUCACAUCAAGAUCAGAGUGCCCAAGAAGUUGACGCGGAAACAGCACACUCUGAUGCUAAGCUAUGCCGAGGAAGAGACGGAUGUUCCUGGGACGGUUAACGGUGUCAACCGCUCUUCUGAGGGAGACAGUGCAUCAAGCUCCAGCGACAAGACAAGAAGCUCAUCAGAGGGAGAGGACAAGCAGCAGCAUAAAGAGGAGGGGGGCUUCUUGUCUAAAUUAAAAAAAAUGUUUACCUGAAACAAUAACACAGCCAGGCAAACUCAACAUGGCAAAAGAAGAUACUGAAUCCAGGAGCGAAGCAGGCACGUCAAGGCGGUUCUUAAGAUGCGUUUGACGGAUCUCGCCGGGCACACGCCACACGGAGCCACAGUGGAGCCCACCCUCAGUCAGAAGAAGACAAGGACAGCAACACUCAUCACAGUGCCGUGCUUGAACAGCAAAAAGUGGCGGAAGGUUUGUAAUAUUGUAGGUUCAACUUGCAACAAACCUCUUGUAACAUCUAAUCUAUAUAGUUUGCUGUUGUACCAACACUGUAAUAAAUGUUUGU
Messenger RNA from Doryrhamphus excisus (bluestripe pipefish), 1801 nucleotides. RefSeq names its product dnaJ homolog subfamily A member 3, mitochondrial-like. Gene Ontology annotation, molecular function: ATP binding; protein kinase binding; heat shock protein binding. Gene Ontology annotation, cellular component: mitochondrion. Gene Ontology annotation, biological process: response to heat; protein folding; negative regulation of apoptotic process. The record is from RefSeq and is a predicted model, not a curated record. Lineage: Eukaryota; Metazoa; Chordata; Actinopteri; Syngnathiformes; Syngnathidae.